UGUUCUAAUAUAUUUCAGGCCGACAAGAUGGAGGAAAAGAUGGAGCUAAGUCCAAUACAAAAGUUUUACAGUGGGAAAAUAAUUUUCGUGACAGGCGCCUCAGGGUUCAUGGGCAAGGUCCUGCUGGAAAAAUUGCUGUACCGAUGUAGCGAUUUGACCCGGAUUUAUAUUCUGCUGAGAGCCAAGCGAGGACGAUCACCGGAAAUGAGACUUGAUGAUAUGUUAAAGUUGCCGGUAUUUGACAGAGUUCGGACGAAUAAACCUCACGUGCUGAGCAAAAUAAAAGUACUACCUGGUGACAUUCUUGAAAAAAAUUUCGGGUUGAGUGAAUCCCAGCAAAAUCUUCUAAUUAACGAAGUUGAUAUAAUUUUCCACUUUGCUGCAACACUCAAGUUAGAAGCGAAGCUAAAAGACGCCAUUGAAAUGAAUGCGAUCGGUACAGCUGCGGUUUUGGAACUCGCUAAGAAGAUUCCAAAAUUAAAGGCCUUUGUUCAUCUGAGCACCGCGUUUUGUCACGUUGAUCAAGAAGAACUGGGCGAGUGUGUUUAUGAUUCUCCUGAAGAUCCAAAUGAGGUUAUGCGUAUGACUCAAUGGCUGAAGCCUGAAGCUCUGGAACUUUUAACUCCCAAAUUAUUGGAACCACAUCCUAAUACUUACACGUACUCAAAACGGCUGGCCGAAACCCUGGUGGCAAACGAAUACCCCAAGUUGCCUUGUGUCAUAGCUCGGCCCUCUAUCGUGACUCCAUCGUGGGAAGAACCGGUUCCAGGAUGGGUAGACAGUUUAAACGGCCCGGUAGGUAUCAUUGUGGGCGCUGGAAAAGGAGUUAUCCGUUCGGUCCAUUGCAAUGGACACUACCAUGCCCAAUUAAUUCCUGUAGACUUGGCAAUCAAUGCUCUAAUUGCUAUCAGCCAAACAAUUGGUACUACUGAACAAAGACCAAAAAAUAUUCCAGUUUACAAUAUUACCCAGAGUGGAGUCCGGCCAAUAAGUUGGGCAGAUGUUGUCCAAAAAGGGAAAGCAAUUGCCUACAAUUAUCCGUUUGAAGCCGGAAUUUGGUAUCCUGAUGGCGAUAUUAGGAGCAGCAAGUUUAUCCAUAACCUUUUUGUUUUAUUUUUUCAUAUUUUGCCGGCAUAUUUCAUCGAUUUCUUAUUGUUAAUUUUCCGGCAGAAACGUUUCAUGGUACACAUUCAAAAGCGUAUAAGUGAUGGACUAGAAGUCCUUCAGUACUUUACCACUCGCGAGUGGUGUUUCCGGAACGAGCAGUUGAUAAAAUUAUGGCAACAAAUGCAUCCAUUGGAUAAAAAAUUGUUCUCCAUAGAUUUCUUCGCCGUGGAAGAAGCUGAGUACAUAAAAAACAUUAUUUUGGGCGCGAGGGUCUACUGCAUGAAAGAAAAAUUAGAAACUUUGCCUCGCGCUCGCUUUCAUCUAAAAAUACAGUACGUGGUGCAUCUAUUAGCAGUCUACGGGUUUUAUUUUGGUGUGGCUUGGCUGAUUGUAAAGAAUUUUGAGUCGGCUCGUCUUUGCCUCGAUUUUGUAACCGAAAAAAUGAAGUUAUUGCCAAUAAUUGGCCGGUUUGUUGAAAAGAUAGCUCCGGUGCUCAAGUAA
Cotesia congregata is the source of this 1608-nucleotide messenger RNA. Lineage: Eukaryota; Metazoa; Arthropoda; Insecta; Hymenoptera; Braconidae. The record is from the annotation of a GenBank genome assembly.